CAAUCAGUCCGCGAUUUCGGGAUCUGCUAUUGCUUGGACCUGUCACAACCCAACAGCAGGACCAAGGCAUGAUCAGGCCUAUCGGUCAAGACGUGCAUGCUAUCCGUCCACAGGCAAGCUGGGGACAGAUCAUCAGGCAGGCUACGAGAUCGGGGCAGAGAAUCUCGUCCGCCUUCAACGUUCAUCUCGCAUCGACCGUUGUAUAAGCUGCCCACCUUCUUUAUCCAAACUUCCGCUCAAUCGGACUUAGCGAAUCUUACCGAAGGAUGGUCUAUUCUCUUGCGACACUAUUAGCGAGAAUAUUCUGGUCUUCUGCGUCUAGCUCAUGUCGAGGACAGCGUAUAUAUGGUCAACAGAGCUUCAAACUGUUGCUGAUCAGCUUCCGGCCAAUGUCGGCCGGUCUUCAAUGGUACACGGUCUCAUCCACGCUCUGGACCUACUGGAAGAUCGACAUCAUGACGGGGCGCGAAGCGGAGCGCAACAGAACGCGGAGCAGAUAGAUGCAGACGCUGAAGUUGAGCAAGAUGAAGAUGAGUAUGAAGAUCAGGAGAGGGAAGAGAAGCCCAUAGCGGCUCCGAUACCUUCCCUCUCGGGCAGGGCCACCAUUGUCUCGCCCUAUGAGCGGUUCGCGAGUGAAACCGAGUUGAAGAGAUAUCACGAUGCUGCUUAUGUGGACUACCUGUUAGGUGACCAUUCUCCCGCUGCUGCUGCUGCCGCCGCCGAGAGUGACAGUGAUACGGGUGCAUCCUCAUCAUCCCGACCUCGAAAGCGAAUGAAGUCAGACGUUCACGGUCUGCACUACGAUUGUCCUCCCUUCCCCUCACUGAGUCGCUACGCCACGCUAGUCGCAGCUUCCACGUUGACCGCCUGCGACCUCAUCGCUAAUGACUUGACUGAUGUCGCCAUCAACUGGGACGGCGGACGACAUCACGCCAUGCGGAAUCGGGCCAGCGGAUUCUGUUACGUCGCAGACGCCGUCCUAGGUAUCUUGCAUCUGGUGAAAACUGGUCGAUCGAAGAGACGCAAAGGCAGGCCAAGAGUGAUGUAUUUGGAUCUGGACUUUCAUUACGGUGAUGGAGUCGCUCAGGCUUUUCUGUCGCCGACUGCAUACCCUGUUGUCAUUCCGGAUGGAAGGAAACCACCUCGACCACCUCAAGUCUUGACGCUGUCUGUGCAUCAUUCCGCCCCUGAUUUCUUUCCGCCAGGGAACAAACACUCGAAGUUGACGGAAGGCAACACACCUCAUCCAUUUACCCUGUCCAUUCCCUUGAAAUCGUUCCCCUCGGCAUCAACUUAUGAGCGAGUAUGGGGCAGUAUCGAGUCUGUCCGAAUGGCUUUCGAACCGGACUACGUGGUAAUUCAGCUCGGGACAGAUGGGCUUCCCGGCGACAGAAUAGGGCAAUACGGCAACUGGAGCAUCGAUCAGCCGGGCGGUAUCCGAUGUUGCAUUGACAGGGUCAAGAGCUGGAACUUACCACUUUGCGUGCUUGGCGGAGGUGGAUAUCACCACCCCAACACCGCGAGAGCUUGGGCAGUAGCAACGGCAGCGUUGAUUGAUAAGGAGCUGCCUCUGCAAAGCAGCAUUCCAGACCACGAGUAUUUUCCGGAUUAUUCCCCUUCCUUCACAUUUGAAUUAUCGCAAGCUCAUGUUCGAGAUGAGAACGACAGUCAGCACCUUGAGGCGGUCAAUCAAGUCUUCAGCACGAUUUCGGAACGCAUAGGCGAUAUUGUACGAGCACACACCCCUAAGCACGAGUGAAUGGACAAAUAUCAUGCAACGGGGCCUAUGCAAGGAAUGAAGCCUACAGAUGAUUGAAUGAUGCUCUGAAUGGUAAAGAUGUUCAGAAGCCCUCGGUCUGCUCGGAACACCAAUCCCAAACGCAUUUGACACGUUCGAGAUCGUCCAGAUCUGGUC
Messenger RNA from Kockovaella imperatae, 1915 nucleotides. RefSeq lists its product as hypothetical. The transcript is spliced from 5 exons. The coding region runs from base 326 to 1759 and encodes 477 amino acids. NCBI's taxonomy places the organism in Eukaryota, Fungi, Basidiomycota, Tremellomycetes, Tremellales, Cuniculitremaceae. The record is from RefSeq and is a predicted model, not a curated record.